UGGGCUGUAAGGGAAGUUCGGAGAGAAGUUCCGGGAGGGGAGAAAGGGCGAGACAGUGUCCUGGGGAGGCUGCACUUGGCCUGUGUGACCUUCGCUAAGGUCUUUCCCCUCUCUCCGAGCCCCACCCUCUUCACUGCCAAAGAACAGAGCUUUCUGUGGAGUGAGAAGAAGAGCCCAACUUGUGGGGUGCGAGGAAGCUAGGAAGGGGAGAUCCCCAGGGUUGGAGCUGUCUGACCCUGGGUGGAAGCUCAGAGGCUAGUUAGUAGGCACUGCAGGGUGCCAGGGUAAGGGAGGGAGUCUUCUGUCACCCCUGACUCCCACCACCUGUGUCAUCUCCAUGUGUGACUCCUGGGAGCUGCUGUGUCUCUGGCCCAGGAUGAAUGUGCCUCUUGGCCUUCCUGGACUGUCCAGAAGGCUGGGGUGCUGGGCUCCAGAUGCUCUCCCUCCCUGCAACACCCUCACUGCUAGAAUGCCCCAGGACCCCUCUGACAUGUGGGAGAGGAGGAAUGUUUAGGAAACCAGCAGGGACAUGUGAGAACCAGGGAACCGGGGGAUGUCCCUUAGCCCUGAGCAAGUAGGCAGCGCUCUGGCUAGCACUUAUGUCCACUGGUAUCCAACCAUAGAAGUCGUAGGCAGAUUGUGGCAGAGGUACAUAGAGGAGCUCAGGUUGGUGCAAGAAACUGGGACGACAAAUUGCCCUCAAAGCACACAGCAGCAGGGAGCCAUUGGUGUUCCCUGGGCCUGGCAGUAAAAUGCAAGGAACAGUGGCCAGAGACUGGCUGGGGAAGGCAGGACCUGGGGGCCUCUCUGGAGGGACACAGCCACAGCCACCAUGGUCCAGGCAUCAGGGUGCUGGAUAUGGCGUGGACUUGCCCCUUUCUGCUGUGGCCAGGGAGGUCAGGUCAGCCUCCUGGGGCCCAGAGCCAGGUGCAGAGUAAAUCUGGCCAAUGAAGGACAUCUGCAGUGCCUGGGCUCCUGCCUCCUCCUUCCCCUCAGGGGCUGUAGAAAGCUGUACAUUUCCCUGAUUCUCUUGUAGCUAAUGUUCCAGGUUGUGGGGGUUAAUAAGGCCCUGUGGAUAAAGCCUUAGCCCAGGAUGGCACCCACUGCUCCAGAAAGUUGAGCCUGCAGGUGUCCACCACAUUCCCCAUUGGGCCCCCAGGUCCUUCCCCAGGGAAGGCACCCCCAGGACAGCCCCACCCUGUGACCCCUGCUAGUUGCCAAGGCAGCACCCACAGCUGUAUCUUGGAUCCUCUCACUGAAGCCUGUCAGCCCGUAGCUCAUGGGCCCCCGAAGAGCAGCACAGCUUCCACACAGAGCACAGAGGCCUCAAGGAGGCCCCUGGUCCUCUGCUAAAAGGCUGCAGAGCCCUCAAGAGAGUGGUCUCCCUGGCCUGACCUCAUUCAAUAAGGCAGGAGGUGUAAUCAGAAGCCUGAGGACUUGCCAGUCCUCAUCCUGCAGGGGAAGUGCCGCACCCUAGGCAGGACCUGCCCUCCAGAGGCAGAGAAAGGACAAAGGGGAUAGGAGGGGCAGCCUGCGAGGGAGGGCUGAGUUUGGGAUGUGGCCCCAGGAGCCUGUGCUACUGACUGGCCAGGGUGGCCUCCCCUGCCACUGCAGCUAUAAAAAGUCCUCCUGAAUCCUGCUCCCCUGCUGACGCGUCAUCAUGAAGGCUGUUCUUGCCCUACUGGCCAUUGCCCUGGCCCUGCAGCCAGGUGCUGCCCUGCAGUGCUACUCUUGUACUGCUCAGAUAAGCAACCAGGACUGCCAGAAUGUGCAGAACUGCAGUCAGAAAGAGACCUACUGCUGGACGUCACGUGUCCGUGCCAUCGGGGUCCUGAAGCUUAUCAGCAAGGGCUGCACCUCUGAGUGUGUGGAUGACGCAGACAACUACUACGUGGGCAAGAAAAACAUCACCUGCUGCACCACUGACCUGUGCAAUGCCAGCAGGGGCUAUGCCCUGCAGCCAGCCACCACCGUAGGGGUGCUCACAGUGCUCAUUGGCCUGCUACUGUGGGGUUCCGGGCAGUUGUAGGCUUUAGGGGCAGUGGUCCCCUAGCUCUGGCCUUCCUGGCCCAGGCCCUGAGUGCACCCCACACAGUUCUGCCCUGACCUGCCCCUCCUGUGACUCUCUCCAGGACUCCUACCCAACAUCUAUCCACUCCAGUGACAGGAACAGUCUGCAGCUGCCAGUAUCCCAAUGGGCCCUUCAUCUCUGAUCAGGCGUCUCCUUCUCCAGGAUGCCUUUCCCUCGACCCCAUCCAGGGGCUGAGCCAAGUCUGAGUGGAGCGGUUGAGAAGAGAGGGGUUGGUUGGGUAGCAGUGGGAGCUGGAGGUGAGGCCCUGGAAAGGACCUGGAGGACAGCAGCCCCCACUCAGUGGCCCUUAAUAAACACCUUUUGGGUAAGUGGGAGAGAGCCUCUGUCCUUCCCCCAGUCCCUGGUAUGGGUCAGAUUGGGGCAGGGGCUGGGGCUAUGUCUGGUAUGGAUGUGCCUUUGACAUCAGAGCUGUAGUGCUGGCCUUG
Messenger RNA from Chinchilla lanigera (long-tailed chinchilla), 2517 nucleotides. RefSeq names its product prostate stem cell antigen (gene Psca). The transcript is spliced from 3 exons. Lineage: Eukaryota; Metazoa; Chordata; Mammalia; Rodentia; Chinchillidae. The record is from RefSeq and is a predicted model, not a curated record. The coding region runs from base 1661 to 2029 and encodes 122 amino acids.